AUGGGAACUGGUUCGGUUCGAUCUCGAAUUUUUAAUAUUACUGUAUUGGCAGCUAAAAUCUUGUUUGUUGUAUUUUGUGACAGGAUGGGGCGCGCAAAAUUGAACAUGGAACUGAUAAGCAAGGAGAAAUCAAGAAACAUAACAUUCAAGAAAAGAAAGGAGGGUUUGAUGAGAAAAAUGCAUGAAUUCACCACUUUGUGUGAUGUUAGUGCGUGCAUGAUAAUCUAUCCCCCAACACAAGAUAAGAACACAGUUGAGCCAGAAAUAUGGCCUCAAAAUCUCGAAGAAACACGACGAAUAAUCGACAUCUACGAGAACAAGAAGAAAGAUUCUGGGAACAAAACGUACGGUCUGUCUGAUUUUUUUAAUGAACGGAACCAAAAAAUCGAAGAUGAGCUUGAGAAAUUGCGGAACAAGAACAAGGAAGCCAAGUACCCUACUUGGAUUAAGCUGAUGGAUGAACUGUCAGAAAUUCAGUUGAGGGAGUUUUAUGCCUUGUUAAGCAAUAAGGCCGAAUACGUCAAGUCGAGGAUUGAAAUGUUGAAACGAAACGCCAAUGAAUUCGAUAUGAAUAUGAUGGAUUUGGGACAUGGAAGAUUGAUCCAAAGUGGCAUAGGAUUGGAGAUGAUAAAUCAGCAGGCAAUUUCCUCUAUGAAACCAAUUGAAAUGCAUGUGCCUAUUCAUUAUCCUAGUAUCGAUCAUCACCAAGAUAUGCAUUCUGUGAAUCAGAAUUCAAUGAUGAUGCUUUUGAUGAAUGACAACGAUUAUUUGCAAUUUGGUGGAGCAUCAAAUGGCAGUAAUGUCCAGUGUGCAUCCUGUAAGAGGCAGGUGUUUUAUGAGUCCACAGCUGCCGCCGAGCUUGGGGUGGUGGACAAUGUAAUGUGCCAUAAUCCGGUACCAUUAGCACGAUACUAUGCGGUGGCUCCGCCAGUUCUGCCGCCUGUGCCACCACCGUACGUGCAGUGUGCCGUGAUGCCUGGUAUUGCGCCACCACAACUUAAUUCUUUGAAGGAGAGUGAUGAACAAGAUGAUGUUCUUCAGUAUCAAAUCAAGAACCAGAAGGCAAUGUACUAUGAAUGA
Molecule: messenger RNA, 1080 nt
Organism: Olea europaea var. sylvestris
Lineage: Eukaryota; Viridiplantae; Streptophyta; Magnoliopsida; Lamiales; Oleaceae
Product: MADS-box protein defh21-like
Exons: 1
Coding region: 1-1080 (359 amino acids)
Biological process (GO): positive regulation of transcription by RNA polymerase II
Molecular function (GO): DNA-binding transcription factor activity, RNA polymerase II-specific; RNA polymerase II cis-regulatory region sequence-specific DNA binding; protein dimerization activity
Source: RefSeq, a predicted model, not a curated record